This is a messenger RNA of Spinacia oleracea (spinach), 1848 nucleotides long. RefSeq names its product cytochrome P450 704C1. The record is from RefSeq and is a predicted model, not a curated record. Bases 115 to 1692 code for a protein of 525 amino acids. Lineage: Eukaryota; Viridiplantae; Streptophyta; Magnoliopsida; Caryophyllales; Amaranthaceae. Gene Ontology annotation, molecular function: heme binding; oxidoreductase activity, acting on paired donors, with incorporation or reduction of molecular oxygen; monooxygenase activity. The transcript is spliced from 6 exons.
GUGGAGAUAAACACGUAAAAUCCUUGAAGAUAAUUUUUUCAGUCUAUAAAAUAUAAAUACUGGAUUUCCCUUUCAGAAUCCUAUCCAAAAGUAUCAUAGUAUUCAUCAAACUUUAUGAUAAUGAAAAUCCAUAAUCCAAAUUUCAUGACUUUUAACACUCUAAUAUUCAUAGCUUCUCCAAUCGUCGUGUUUCUCUUGAUCAAAUUAUUUCUUAAACAAAAGUAUCCACAAAAAUAUGAGCAGAAAAAAUACCACCCAGUUGCUGGAACCAUGUUCCACCACCUUCUUCACUUCAACAAGAUUCAUCAUUAUAUGACUGAUCUUGCUGCCAAGUAUAAAACUUACAGAAUCUUGGCUCCUUUUAGAAAUGAGGUUUACACCUCUGAUCCUGCUAAUGUGGAGUAUAUUCUCAAAACCAACUUUGAAAAUUAUGGCAAGGGGGGUUAUAACUAUGACAAUCUAAGCGAUCUGCUGGGUGACGGGAUCUUUGCUGUUGAUGGAGAUAAAUGGCGCAACCAAAGGAAAGUAUCAAGCUACGAGUUCUCAACGAGGAUUUUGAGGGAUUUCAGCAGCAAAAUCUUCCAGGAAAAAGCAGUAAAACUAGAAAAUAUAAUUGCUAAUGCUGCAAAAUCCAACCAAAUCAUGGACAUCCAAGAUUUGUUCAUGAGGUCUACAUUAGAUUCCAUAUUCAAGGUUGCAUUUGGAGUUGAUCUGGACAGUAUGUGCGGAUCAAAUGAACAAGGAAAAACAUUCAGCCAAGCUUUUGAUGGUGCUAGUGCUCUGUGUCUGUACAGAUAUGUGGACCCCUUCUGGCGUAUCAAAAAAUAUCUCAACAUUGGUUCAGAGGCUCAACUUAAGAAAAACAUCAAAAUAGUUGAUGAUUUUGUUUACAAGUUGAUCAACAACAAAGUUGAGCUUAUGCAGACGUCACAAGGAAAUUAUGCAGAGACGCAGAUGAAAAAAGAUGACGUGUUAUCCAGAUUCAUGCAGCUGCAUACCAAGGAUCCCAAGUAUUUAAGGGACAUAAUAUUGAACUUUGUGAUUGCUGGAAAAGAUACCACAGCAGCUACACUUUCGUGGUUUGUUUACAUGCUUUGUAAACACCCACAAGUACAGGAAAGAGUCGCGGCAGAAGUAAGGAAAGUUACAGACAUGAAAAGGAGAGAGAAGUGUGCAGAAUACGCAGGGAGUUUAAGUGAAGAUUUACUUGACAAAAUGCAUUAUCUACAAGCUGCAUUGACUGAAACACUCAGACUCUACCCAGCAGUUCCAGUGUUGUGCAUGCAACAGGAUGCAAAGGUAUGUUUUUCAGAUGAUACACUUCCUGAUGGUUAUAGUGUGAAGAGAGGGGACAUGGUGGCUUACCAACCCUACGCAAUGGGAAGAAUGAGAUUUAUUUGGGGUGAUGAUGCACAGAAUUUUCGACCAGAAAGAUGGCUUAACGAAAAUGGCAUCUUCCAACCACAGAGUCCCUUCAAGUUCACAGCCUUUCAGGCAGGUCCACGAAUUUGUCUAGGCAAGGAAUUUGCUUACAAGCAGAUGAAGAUCUUUUCUGCUGUGCUGUUGAGCAAUUUUGCUUUCAAACUCUGUGAUGAGGAAAGUACUGUAAAUUACAGGACAAUGAUAACCCUUCAUAUUGAUGGUGGUUUAUUUGUGCGUGCUAUUCCUCGCGAGUACAUCCAGGAAAAUUAGACAUCCCCCCCUUCUCUCUUCUUAUGAAGCUCCAUGAUGUAAUACCAAUACUCCAAUAGUUUGAUAGUGAGUUCACCUGAUUUGAGAAUAGUAUUUUCUGAUGUGCUAAAAAUAAAUCCUUCUUUUCAGAUUUAUAUUUUAACUAUUUUUUUUUUA